Sclerotinia sclerotiorum 1980 UF-70 is the source of this 594-nucleotide messenger RNA. RefSeq lists its product with no specific name. Bases 1 to 594 code for a protein of 197 amino acids. NCBI's taxonomy places the organism in Eukaryota, Fungi, Ascomycota, Leotiomycetes, Helotiales, Sclerotiniaceae. The transcript has 3 exons. The record is from RefSeq and is a predicted model, not a curated record.
AUGGAGGAGGUGCAGUGCUACAUGGGCACCUCUUGCCAAGUCCGAACUAUCAUACCACACCGUGUACUGGACGGAAAGCAUAGAAAUCACGCCUCUGAUGGGCAAAGGAGUUCCGAUAGUGAUACAACAGGUUCAAGACGACCCGAGACAUUAGCAAAUGCCCUUGAGUUAUGUUUUAUGGUUUUUACGAUCCGUGGAACGGAUGUAAUGCACCCAGGAAAUACAGAGACUCAGAGAAUUCCAGACAACAAAAAAGCUAGAAAUAUACGGAGUACAUCGAAUCCGGACAAUUACCAUUCCGAAUAUGGUGGAACUGAGUGGAAGACAUUUAUAAUGAAAAAGUGUGUAUCGCGAUGGACUUCGCCUAGUCUGGGAAUUCUCCGCGAUACAAAUCCUCUUCUCAUUCUUGUUGAGGCUCAAUGUGAGGGGGUGUGCAAGUCGUGCAGGGCAGGUGGUGCUGCAGGUCGCGGAGCCUUCUACUUCCACGACAUGGCUUGUGCAACGAUGACCCCUUCAUAUCAUUCACACAUGUCAGGAACUGAACCAUAUGCGAGUCGUGACUCGUGCAGCAAUAGAAGGUUUGCGCAAUUAUGA